Molecule: messenger RNA, 3033 nt
Organism: Exophiala dermatitidis NIH/UT8656
Lineage: Eukaryota; Fungi; Ascomycota; Eurotiomycetes; Chaetothyriales; Herpotrichiellaceae
Product: transcriptional regulatory protein AMDR
Exons: 3
Coding region: 173-2695 (840 amino acids)
Biological process (GO): DNA-templated transcription; regulation of DNA-templated transcription
Molecular function (GO): zinc ion binding; DNA-binding transcription factor activity, RNA polymerase II-specific; DNA binding
Source: RefSeq, a predicted model, not a curated record
GUUAUAGCUGGUUUCGAGGCCCUCGUUCCACACCCUCGGCUUUCUUUGCGGAACUUGCACCGCGCAUUACCAAGUAUACACAGCCGUUUUGGGCCAGUCGCCGCACACACCAUCCAGAAUUCGGGGUUCGCCGUUAGUCGCAACCACGCCGCGAUGCGCCGUCCUCAUUAUUAUGGACGGUAAGAAUGGAGGUACUAGCACUAUUCCUGAACGGAAAAUAAAAAAGCGUGCUGGUCGAGCAUGUGCCUCUUGUCGAGCCCGCAAGGUCCGUUGCGAUGUGGUACGUAGUGGGACCCCCUGUACCAACUGCCGGUUGGAUUCGCUGGAGUGUGUUGUGCCGAAGAGUCGGCGCCACAAGGUUGCCAAAGCCACAAAGUCGAACAGCGCGCAGCUGAGCUCCAGUGCUGCUGCUGCUACUUCCAGGACAGAAAGUGUCAUUGUUCAGUCUCCGGCACCGGAUAUUCGUUUUGCAAAGAGCAUCCCACAGACAGACCGGGCUGACAGCUCGCACGAAUAUCGCCUCGAGCAUGAUUCCGAAGGCUUUCCGAUCCAGGUGGCCGACGGAGCCGCACCACAAUUGCACCUUUCAGGAACAGCGCCGGACAAUAUUGCUCGCAAUUCGUCCAUAGAAGUCCCGCACGGCGGCUGUGAGCGACUCAGCCACGCGGCCAGGACUCCUUCCAGUCUACCGUGCUUCAUCAAACCACUGCCUGAAGACUUGGACGAUGCGGACAUCCGUUAUCUUCACGACAAGAAUGCCUUUGAACUUCCUAGUCAGCCCUUCAUCCGAGAUUGUCUCGUGGGACACCUCGAAUUUGCCCAUCCACUGCUGCCUCUGCUGGACAAGAGUCAGAUAUUGUCAAUAAUAAACGGGCCACUUGGCGGUGAUGGAAUCGACGAUCGCGAGACAGGACAGUAUGCGCAGCCGCUGAGCUUUCUCCUGUUCCAUGCUGUAUUAUGUUCAGGGGUUGCUUUCGUCGAGACGGAGCGCAUUGUUGCUGAAGGGUUCGAGUCCAAACAAGCCGCGCGUCGUGCAUUUUUCAACCGAGCCAAGGUCCUCUUCGACUGUAAUGCGGAGCAAGACAGAUUUGCGGCAGUGCAAGCCUCGGUCUUGUUGAGCACGUGGUACCCGGGAAAGAAAGAAAAGAAGGAUUCAUGGUACUGGCUGGGAACCGCGGUAUCCCUUGCGUACUCAAUCGGACUGCACAUGGACCCGGACGAUGGCCGGUUUGAACCUCGAGAGCAGUAUCUGCGGCGUCGUUUGUGGUGGUCGGUUUUCGUGCGCGAAAAUAAGAUCGCCCUCGCAUUGGGCCGCCCGGCUCGCAUAAACUACUAUAACGUCAAUAUGCUCACACCUCAGGACUUUGAAGACGACGUUGUCAAUACAGUGGAUGAACUGGACAACGAGCUCAACGGAAGGAUUGUAGCUCCGCCUCCAACAGCGCAGGAGACACAUCGUGUCUCGCGUUUUCAAGGAGGGGCUGUGCCAGAUGACCAUUCAAUGCAGGAUACAUUAGCCAGGCUGUGUAUUGAACACGUCAAGCUCUGUGUGUGCAUAGCUGAUCUUGUCGCAACCAUCUUUAACUGUCGCCAGCAAGUCGAGAGCGGCGAAUGCGAUGAUCCUGAUGGACGGCCGCUUCCAUCCCCUUCCGCUCAGCUCAAAGAGUGCGCGCAGAACUUCGCCAGGUGGUACCAUGCAUUGCCGCCGGACCUUCGAUACGUGGCACAUGACACAAGCGCUCGAUCCAGCAAUGACCAUUCCAACGAGGAACAAGACGUAAUGUCCCAGCAGCAGUGUUGCAACCAAGAAGGCCAUAGGAGCUUGAUUGUCCAUAAAGCGACAGUCCAUGUCAGCUAUUAUGUGGCGAUCAGCGCCCUUUACCGCCUCAAAGCUCUCUCGCCCAACUCAACUUGGCGUGAUGACAGAAUGGGCGGCGGAGAGCCAAACGAUAUUCCGCAGCGCAUACUUCGGGAUGCUGCCUGGGAGCUCACCCGUGUCAACCAAGGCCUCUGUGACGCUGGGCUAAUACCAUACCUGUCAACCUCUGCUGUCGGCAGCGUGGUGGCUGCUGUUGUGAUACAUCUCCUAGAUGUCAAAGCGCCAAAUCCCUCAGUCCGGCGCGCUGCUGUGGAGGGCAUCCAACAAUGUCAACGAUUUCUGCUCAUCUUGCAAGAGGCCUAUGGCACCGCCGCAGAUGCGAUCGAAUAUCUGAGGGAAGCCAAUAAGGAGGAAGGUGUUGAAAUGUCCGCUUCUGAAGGAAACGGAGUCCGCGAUCGUCAGUAUGGGCGACCGGAGACAACGGUAGCAGGCUCGAAUCACCCGGUUUUCCAGGAACAGCAUCUUGCCGGAACACAAUCCACCGCCCACUGGCACGAGUUUGACCAUGGGAAGCACCGACACUCGCGUCGACAAUCGCUUAUUUCUGAAGCCUCCCACCAUACCUUACGGCACAAACCGCACCCUGAAGGAGGAUCGGUAACACUAAGUACCGAGGCGAGGGAGGAUAUUCAAUUUUCCUCUUUCCUGCCCAUACCACCAAUCCCAGAGUUCGACGAGAUGUAUUGGCAAUCUUAUGUAGAAGGGACGCCGAAUUUUGACCUUUUCGCUGGCUUCAACUUACCUCAGUUCGACCUGGGCGAAUCACCCAACGACUCUGGCGGCUUUAACAUUGGUGACAUCCUUUCAGAAUAUUGAAUCUGGCUCAAAGAGUCCUGUACCUGGUAUAUGCCAUCGAAGGCCUCCGCCGCAUUGAGAUGCCACUGGCUGACAGAGGAGCAAAGUAUGACAUGAAUUUUGCUUGGGCGGGCACCCCAGUUGUAUUACAUCUCUUUUAUCGCAUCCAAGGAUAUCCGAGAUCACAGCUUAAAAACGCAGCCCAUGACGUCGCCAAACUCGUUGGCAUUCAUUUUCUCCGAUCCAGCUCGUUUCCGAUUGACGGCCACAAGCGUCUUGAAUGCCUCAGACCAUGGAACGCUGGCGCCAUCACCGUCCUCGCUUUCUGGUGUGUCCAUCACGGUAGGGUUGCACAAGUC